AUGUCAUCUGAACAGGAUGAUUUAUCAAAUCUUCCAUAUAAGUCAAUCGAACAUAUGAUUACUUAUGAAGAUAAAAUAUGGUAUCGUUAUCUGAAAUUAAGUGGUUAUAGUACGAGACUGUCAAUCAAACCAAAACCAUUGAAACUAGCUGUAGGAUCGGUCUGCAAUGGUCCCGAUCCUAGAAAGAAAUCCGAAAAACCAUUGCAGAAACGCAAAAAUCCAUCAUGUCCAGUUAUGAUAAAAACAUCAGUUAAUGAAAAACGAGUUGAAACUAUGGUGGAUACAGGAUCCGCGGUCUCAAUAAUUCAUGGAGAGCUGUAUCAAAAACUUGCAAAGAAACAACAAACGCUGCUAAGAUCUAGUACACAUCAGACAGCCAACAGCACAGAUCUUACUACAAUUCGACGAGCUUAAUUGAAGUUAAACUUGAAGAUAGGAGAGCUGGUUACGUUACCACAUAUACUAUCAUAGUAGACGUUGAAAUAUCAUCACAAUUAUGUACAUCUCUCUUGCUUGGCCGUAACGGACAUUUGAAAAUAAUAUUGAUAUUUUGGAAUCUCAAAACCGUAUUCAAGUAAACCGAUAAAACUUUUAUGUAUCAUUUGAGGAUUGUGAUGACCAAUACUAUUCAGUCUAUGUACUGAAAAACAUUACCUUGAAACCAAAUGAACAACAGUUUGUACCAGUUCGCACGUCAGUCCCGAUGGCAAAUACACUCUUUUCCGACAAAUUGGCUACAAACGAAAAUACCACCACAUGUAAACAGUGCAAUCAAUCAUUUUCAGCACGUAGUCAAUUGCUUCAACAUUUGUACAAAAACAAACAUUUUAUACC
This is a messenger RNA of Didymodactylos carnosus, 834 nucleotides long. NCBI's taxonomy places the organism in Eukaryota, Metazoa, Rotifera, Eurotatoria, Philodinida, Philodinidae. The record is from the annotation of a GenBank genome assembly.